This is a messenger RNA of Prosopis cineraria, 1024 nucleotides long. RefSeq lists its product as uncharacterized. The transcript is spliced from 2 exons. The record is from RefSeq and is a predicted model, not a curated record. NCBI's taxonomy places the organism in Eukaryota, Viridiplantae, Streptophyta, Magnoliopsida, Fabales, Fabaceae. The coding region runs from base 355 to 948 and encodes 197 amino acids.
UCUUCAAAAACCAAUCCCUUGUAUCUUAUUCAACCAUUUGAAAGCUUAUCAUCUGUAAUUUCCUUAAACAUACCAAAUUCGAGUUUCAAUAGCCUAUCAUCUAUUAUAAAUGAAGUUACAAAGCUUCAAAGUGUAUGCGUGGAAUGUGGCUCAGAUUCCCAACUAAGUCAAGAUGUGGCAAGAAUUUUGGGUACCUUAUAUGCUGCAAAUUAUACACAAUUGCUAGCUUUACCAAGUACAUCUGAGAUCUCAUCAUCAGCUUCAAGUAUGGAAACUUUGGCAAUAAUUGUUUCUCACAAUCAAACUUAAACUUCUCCAGUCUCACAAGAUGUGUUGAGAUAUCUUUUGAUUCAAAUGGGAAGGAACGACCAAUUCACAAGUACUCUUGAAGAAAGCAUUCUAGAGAAUUUCAGAAGCUGUGGGUCUGAUGAUUUUUGUCUUCCAGGCGACAAACUUCCUGAUUGGCUAACCUUCAUUGGUGAAGGAGCUUCAGUAAUUUUCCAAGUGCCUCAACAAGUCAGUGGUUAUAAUCAUAACUUGAGAGGAAUGGCUUUGUGCCUUCUUUGGUUGUCUUCUCAAGGAAACAUAACAUCAGAUCAUAUAAAUAAUGUUUUGAUCAUAAACUACACCAAAACUACCAUACAGCUCUACAAGCGAGACUCACUAACUUCCUUUGAAGAGUUAGAUUGUGAAAGCCAUAUUUCAACUCUGGAAGCUGGUGAUAAAGUUGAAGUUAUGGUAACUAGUGGGGAUGGACUCACCGUAAAGAAGACAGCGAUUCAUCUGUUUUAUGGUUCACCAAUUCAAGAAGCAAUAAUGGAGAUUUCACAUCCUGAUCAAGAUAAUUUUUCUUUGGAUGUUAGAAAUCCAGAAAGGGUUAAAUCUAAGAGUAGAAUAUUUAACCACAAGAAGCUUUUCAAAUUCUUUCAAGAAUGUUUUAGGAAGUAGAUAAUUUUAUAAAAUUUCUUCUGAUAUUAAUCCAUUUAUUUGUAUUUGUUUGUUUUUCAAUAUUUUCUGCAUGAUC